Cylindrotheca closterium is the source of this 900-nucleotide messenger RNA. The record is from the annotation of a GenBank genome assembly. NCBI's taxonomy places the organism in Eukaryota, Bacillariophyta, Bacillariophyceae, Bacillariales, Bacillariaceae.
AUGAAGCCGCAUCACAACAACAAUGAUAUUCAAGAUGAUGUGAUGCCGCAGACAAGCACAAAUGGCAGGCGUGAUGAAGACAGCACUUCGCAAUCCGACAAAUCUGGACCUGCAGUAACGGAACCAGCAGCACGGCUCUCAGGAAAUCCCCAAGACAUUAUCUGUGGACGUGGUCUUCACAUCAUGAGUCACCUUGGAAACAUCAGGUUGCACAGUAUUGUCAAUAGACAUCGUCAGACCUACCAAGUAGCGUCCCGUCGAGAAAAGGCUGCUCUAGCACAGCGCAUAGUCGACGAGAUCAAGAGUACCGGAUCAAGAUUCAUCCGUCGUGCAGGGGAUGGUAGGGAUGAUGAAUGGAUAGAAGUGGACAACGAGACCGCCUACAAAAAGGUUGGACACGCUUUGCGUCUCAGAAAGACACUUCCACAACAAAAAAGUCCCCAAGCAAGGCUGAUACAAGAAAUCCCACAACACCAAGAUUCGAAUAUUGGCUUAUCAAAUGGUACAAUGUCGACAGCCUUGCAGCAGGUCAUUGGCAUGACGGCAGCAGUCCCACAGAAUGCUAUGAUGCAUCAUGCAUCUAUGCCGCCUGCUUUCUCUGCGCCUGAUUCAUGGCACCCGCUGCUACGGAAUCAGUUGAAUCCUAUUGGGCAAAUGCCCGGAUUACAACAUCAGCCACAAAUGCCACCGCCGCCGGCCGUCAAUGAAUAUGGUCAACAACUUCUAGCGAACACUCUGUUUGCAAAUGUGUUUCAAUCGACAUUGUCUGCUUUGUUGCAGGCAACUUAUCAGCGAGGGCCACCACUGCCAGUAGGUCCGAUGCGGAAUGACCAAGGAGAACAGGAUGGUACUGUUGGACUUUUCCAAGAAUCCCCAAGUGGCACUGACGGAAUGGGAUGA